Molecule: messenger RNA, 466 nt
Organism: Aspergillus novofumigatus IBT 16806
Lineage: Eukaryota; Fungi; Ascomycota; Eurotiomycetes; Eurotiales; Aspergillaceae
Product: DUF2945 domain-containing protein
Exons: 3
Coding region: 1-231 (76 amino acids)
Source: RefSeq, a predicted model, not a curated record
AUGCCCGACUACAGAAAAGGAGAAAAAGUCCGCUAUAAGCCUGUCGGAGGCCCCGAGUCUAAGACGUCCGAGGCUGUCGGCAUCAUCCGUGAGGUUGCCACUCAGCCCACUCAGAUGACGGGCCGCAAUGUAGCUGCUUCGGACGAGGAGCCACGGUACACGAUUGAGAAUGCGCGUACGCAUAAGCAGUCGGCUAUCAAGGAGUCGAAUAUCUUGGGGCCUGAAGAGUAAGAUGGUUGGAGGUCGAGGACAGCUGGAUAGACGAGGGAGAGGGGGGACGGCAAUGGUGUGUUUCUGGUCGAUGAAUGAUCACUUGGUUUUUCUGGCCCAGGCAGAUAUGGAGUAGAAUGAAUGGAUUGUCUGAAUACUUUGCUUUGUUGUAUGCUUGAGAUAAGCUGCAGUAAGCCGUAGUUUAUUGCUGUAUAAGGUACGUUGCCUACCUGGCCGCAUGGAUCUGCUUGUUUUC